Penicillium alfredii is the source of this 963-nucleotide messenger RNA. RefSeq names its product alpha/beta hydrolase. Bases 1 to 963 code for a protein of 320 amino acids. Lineage: Eukaryota; Fungi; Ascomycota; Eurotiomycetes; Eurotiales; Aspergillaceae. The transcript has a single exon. The record is from RefSeq and is a predicted model, not a curated record. Gene Ontology annotation, molecular function: hydrolase activity.
AUGCCUGUCGAGUUCGAUCCAGACUUCGCCCAAGCCAUGGCGCCUUUCUUCGCCGCCGCCGCGGCCAACCCCCAGCCACCCACAACCGAUCCAUACGAGAUUCGAUCGAGAGCGAAGCCGACAUUCGAGAAGUUAAUGGCGAUGUUGCCUGAAUCGCCCGAUGUCGAACGCCAGUCAUUCACUAUCGAAUCCUACGACGGACAAUCAAUUACCCUGUGUCGCUACUUCAAGAAAGCUGCCGACACGACGACCCCGGGCCCGGCGAUCGUGCACGCGCACGGCGGCGGCAUGAUCUUUGGUAGCACGGAUCUGUUCCGGAAAGCACACGCCCUGCAAACAAGCCAGUCCGGGGUGCAGAUGUUCUCUGUGGAUUAUCGCCUGGCGCCCGAGCACCCGUACCCGACGCCAGCAGAGGACUGCUACGCGGCGCUGGCGUGGGUGCACUCGCACGCGGCCGACUUCGGCAUAGACCGCCAGCGCAUCGCGACCAUGGGCGAAAGCGCCGGUGGCAACCUGGCCGCCAGCAUGACUCUGAUGGCCCGCGACCGCGGGCUGUCACCCGGCGUGGCAAAGCAAAUCCUCAACUACCCAAUGCUCAACGACCUUAACCUCGAGCCCAUCCCGGCCCUCAAGGACCGCGUGAUCUGGUCGACGGAAGCCAACAUCGGGGCUUGGUCUGCCUACCUGGGCGCCGACUUUCGCUCCGAUCGCGUGUCGCAGUACGCGGCACCCGCGCGUGCGACCAGUGUCGAAGGCCUGCCGCCCACGUAUCUUGAUGUCGGCAGCCUGGACAUCUUCCUCAAUGAGGAUCUGCAGUAUGUCUCACGCAUCGCUGCUGCCAACAUCCCCGUCGAGGUCCACGUGUACCCGGGGCUGCCUCAUGCGUCCGAGUACUUUACGCCCGGGUCUGCGCCGACCAACCGCGUCCUGGCGGAUCGGCUGCGGGCCAUAACCAGCCUUUAA